UCUGUGUGGGGGCUCUACAGAUGUUACUGACAUCACUGGGUCCCUAGAUAGAGCUCAUUUCUGCUGUGAAGCCCGGCGGAGCUACAAUACAAAGAAUACAUUAGAGGAUUACAAUUUGAGUUCACCGAUGGAGUUUAGUGGCGUGCAAACAUUAACCGGCUCGGAUUUAAAUUUAGAUGACCUUGAGGAUUUAUUCGCAUAUGACAACAACGAAACUUAUGGAGACUGUUGCGAUGGGGGUGACAUAUGCGACCUGAAAGAGGGCAUGCUUUUUGAGGCGGUGUUCAUCCCUGUACUGUACUCGGUGACGUUUGUUGUGGGUGUCUUGGGGAACGGUGUGCUGCUGGGAGUUCUGGCUAAGAGCAAGAGGACUUGGAGUGUGACAGACACCUUUAUCCUCCACCUGGCUGUGGCAGAUCUCCUCCUGCUGUUGACGCUGCCCUUCUGGGCUGCACAGGCCGCUCAAGCUGGGGGAUGGACCUUUGGAACUCCUCUCUGCAAGAUCACUGGAGCUGUUUUUACGAUCAACUUCUACUGUGGGAUCUUUCUGCUGGCCUGCAUCAGUCUGGACCGCUACCUGUCCAUCGUCCAUGCUACCCAGAUGUACUCCCGCAGGAAUCCUUGGGUCGUUCAGGUCAGCUGCCUGGCCGUGUGGCUCUUCUCCCUGCUCCUCUCCAUCCCUGACUGGAUUUUUCUGCAAGAUGUGAGGGAUGACAGACGAGCUACAACCGAGUGUGUCCGCAAUUACAAGCUCGCCUCUCAGUCGGUAGGUGACUGGCGGCUGGCAUCACGGCUGCUCUACCACACAGUGGGCUUCCUGCUGCCUUCAGCUGUCCUGAUCUUCUGCUACUCCUGCAUCCUGCGGCGGCUGCGAUGCGGCUCCCAGGGCCUCCAAAAGCAGAAAGCUUUCAGGGUCAUCAUGGCCGUGGUGGUGGUUUUCUUUCUCUGCUGGACGCCAUACAACAUCACACUCAUGGUGGACACACUUCAUUCCAGCAACAGCAGCGAGCCCUGUGGAGUCAGAUCAUCUCUGGAGAAAGCGAAGACAGUCACCUCCUCCGUGGGUUACCUCCACUGCAGCCUCAAUCCCAUCCUGUAUGCCUUUGUGGGUGUGAAGUUCCGGCGUCAGCUCAUGAACAUCCUGAGGUCACUAGGCUGCAAGCUCCAGACAAGUGGCAAACUCCAAUCUGCUGUCAGCAGCAGGAAAAGCUCCUUUUGGUCUGAGUCUGCCGACACCUCCAACUCCAUCGCGAUCUGAGGGACACAAACCUGAAUAAGCUUACAACUGACAACAUGAAGAAAUGAACAGUUGACUGUACAAUGUGUCUCUGUAUAUUUCCUGUGUUAUAUUACUAGUAACAGGCUAUGCUGGUUUUCAAUUUCCUGUUCACAAGGCAAGGCAAGUUUAUUUGUACUGCACACUUCAAGAAGGCAGUGCUUUACAUAAAAUUAGUAGCUGAACAUAAACAUCCAUCCAUCCAAAAAUAAUUUUGUCUAUCUGAGGAUUGAGGUUACACACCUGCAGCCCACUUGUAGGCAGCAGAUCUAUUUUCCUUGUAAAGCAGAAAAAGAGCAUUUCUCUUUUUUCAGACCGCAAGACAACAUUGUAAUAUAAGUAAAUCAUGUAUUAUGCUGCAAGUAUUACCGCUGUAUAUCUGCUGUUUUACAUCUAAACUUUUAAAUGAAAAAUUUUGUAUCACAUGCUGCAUAUUUCAUAAUGUUGGUGUAAAAGGAGUGUAUAAAUAAAGAACAAAAAUGUUUUUUUAAUCAUC
This is a messenger RNA of Micropterus dolomieu (smallmouth bass), 1772 nucleotides long. Its product is annotated as C-X-C chemokine receptor type 3-like. The record is from RefSeq and is a predicted model, not a curated record. Gene Ontology annotation, biological process: chemotaxis; inflammatory response; immune response. The coding region runs from base 128 to 1258 and encodes 376 amino acids. NCBI's taxonomy places the organism in Eukaryota, Metazoa, Chordata, Actinopteri, Centrarchiformes, Centrarchidae. Gene Ontology annotation, cellular component: membrane. Gene Ontology annotation, molecular function: C-X-C chemokine receptor activity. The transcript is spliced from 3 exons.